This is a messenger RNA of Aricia agestis (brown argus), 889 nucleotides long. RefSeq names its product mRNA turnover protein 4 homolog (gene RpLP0-like). The coding region runs from base 124 to 852 and encodes 242 amino acids. Gene Ontology annotation, molecular function: RNA binding. Gene Ontology annotation, cellular component: nucleolus; preribosome, large subunit precursor. NCBI's taxonomy places the organism in Eukaryota, Metazoa, Arthropoda, Insecta, Lepidoptera, Lycaenidae. The transcript is spliced from 4 exons. Gene Ontology annotation, biological process: rRNA processing; ribosomal large subunit assembly; ribosomal large subunit biogenesis. The record is from RefSeq and is a predicted model, not a curated record.
UUUCAAUUUCUAAACAAAACUAUCUACACGUGGAAAUUAUAAAAAGAAAAGUUUUAAGAAUUAAAAACUCACCGAGAUACAAAUAUUUCAUUUAGAUCGUAAAGAAAAUACUAUUUUAUCAAAAUGCCUAAAUCAAAACGCGAUAAAAAAGUUUCUUUAACGAAAACAAAUAAAAAAGGGCUCCAACUCAAGCAAAAAAUUAUAGAAGAGAUUAGAAAUAGUUUAUCCAAAUAUGAACACAUUUUCCUUUUCACUGUCGAUAACAUGCGAAACACAAAGUUAAAAGAUUUGCGAAAUGAGUGGAAAGAUUCAAGAUUCUUUUUCGGAAAAAACAAAGUAAUGGCAGUUGCUCUUGGAAGAAAUAAAAGUGAUGAAAUGGAAGAUCAACUUAAUUUGUUAUCAAAAAAAUUACAAGGUCAAUGUGGACUUCUUAUGACCAACCGAGAUGUGAUGGAUGUAUUGCAGUGGUUUAAAGAUUUUACAGAAGAAGAAUAUGCAAGAGCAGGUUUUGUUGCAACGAAGGAUGUAAUUCUACCCCAGGGUCCACUCAAAGACUUUUCACACACUAUUGAACCCCAUUUAAGACGUUUAGGGCUUCCAACAUCUUUAGAACGAGGUGUUAUACACCUCAUAAAAGAAUAUCAGGUGUGUAAAAAGGGUGUUCCUCUAACUCCAGAGCAAGCGAGUAUAUUAAAACUAUUGGGCAUACAAUUGGCCACAUUCAAAGUUGUGAUUAAGUGUCACUGGACCAAAGGGAAAGGAUUUCAUAAAGAUGUUGAUGUGCCCAGUGAUGAAGAAGCGGAUGAUGAUGAUGAGAAUGAUGUAGAGGCCAUGGAGGAAGAUGAAACAUAAUAAAAAUUAAAAAUAAGAAAACAGAUUUUUCUAUCUC